Molecule: messenger RNA, 1143 nt
Organism: Vigna angularis (adzuki bean)
Lineage: Eukaryota; Viridiplantae; Streptophyta; Magnoliopsida; Fabales; Fabaceae
Product: abscisic acid receptor PYL9
Exons: 3
Coding region: 198-755 (185 amino acids)
Biological process (GO): abscisic acid-activated signaling pathway
Cellular component (GO): nucleus; cytoplasm
Molecular function (GO): protein phosphatase inhibitor activity; signaling receptor activity; abscisic acid binding
Source: RefSeq, a predicted model, not a curated record
CUUUUUUACACCAACUCUUCUCUCUUUCUAUCUCUCUGUACAAGCUUAAGCUUAUCUCUCCCCCACCCCACUUGUUGCCUCUGCCCUAUGUUAUAGCCAAAAGGGUGAGAGAGAAAGAAACACAAACAACAAGCAUCGAGAGAAACUAGAGAGAGAAAGAAGUUGAGUGAGUUUAGAGAGAUAGAUAAGAGAAGAAGAUGAUGAACGGUGACUCUCGCAGUGCUCUUGAGGCACAGUACAUAAGGAGACAUCACAAACAUGAACUAAGGGAAAACCAGUGCACUUCUGCUCUUGUUAAACACAUCAAAGCCCCUGUUCACCUUGUGUGGUCGCUGGUUAGAAGAUUUGAUCAACCCCAGAAAUAUAAACCAUUUGUUAGCAGAUGUAUCAUGCAAGGAGACCUUGGCAUUGGAAGUGUUAGAGAAGUGAAUGUUAAAUCUGGCCUUCCAGCCACAACAAGUACUGAGAGGUUGGAACAACUUGAUGAUGAGGAGCACAUUCUUGGCAUUAGGAUUGUUGGAGGUGACCAUAGGCUGAGGAACUAUUCUUCCAUAAUAACAGUGCAUCCAGAGGUGAUUGAGGGAAGACCUGGAACAAUGGUGAUUGAAUCAUUUGUGGUGGAUGUGCCUGAUGGAAACACUAAGGAUGAAACUUGCUACUUUGUGGAGGCUUUGAUCAGGUGUAACCUAAGCUCUCUUGCUGAUGUCUCAGAGAGGAUGGCAGUUCAAGGCCGAACCGAUCCCAUCAACCAUUAAGCAUGUCUGGGGGAGAAUGAAGUUGGUUCAUGAUCCAUUGCUCUCUGAUCUAGUUCCAGUGUGAACAUUGGUUGGAGUAUUCCUUCCAUGUUCCCAGAAGUUUUGGAAGUUUUUCCUCUGUAUCAUGGAUACAAUUCCCCUACCAUCUCUCACAAGUUUUGUAAGAUGAGAUUCUGAGCCUCAUAUGGGGAUGGUUGGGGAAAGUUUUUUACCUGCUCUUUUCUUCCUGGAUUUUGUGAAUGGUGGUUUGUUACUACAGUUGUCUGUAAAUAUUUUCGUUGAGACAAAACCAGUUUCUGCACUCUUUCAAUUUCAUGUUUAGUUGCUACUUUUGCCAGAUCUAUGUACUGGUGCAAGAGAAUUCCAAAUAGUGGAUACUUCCUUGUUA